AUGUGACACAUCUCCGCAAAGUGCCAACAUGGAACUACAAGCGACGAUGAGCCAAGUGUGCUGAUUUUUUUCUACAACAAACCGGAGCAGAGAAGAGCAGCUACCGGGAAUUGGAUAGUCGCCAGCAUAUUACUUUAUAUAGAGGUACAGGAAGCUUCAUCUCAGAGCUGCCGGAACAAGAUUUAACCCGCGUCUCCAGUUCACGAAUUUGUCAGGUCACAAGUCUGCUAAUUACUGAAGCCCUCCACUAGACUGUUUAUUGGCACUGCUUUCCAUUUCUCUGAGAAUUACGUUGGGUGUGGACAACAUCAAAUGGUCUCAGUAAGUCACCAGGCUCCACUCACUAUCGGUGCAGAAGUGCUGACGGCCACUGCCUCCUUCUUGGAGGUGUCCACCUUUGAGGAUUGUGUGCUACCCUAUAAGGACAAUACUGGUGUGCCAGCCGUCAGCCCCUGUGGACACGAUGAGAGCUGUGACUCUUCCUCUGCAUCUUCCUGUUCAAGCCCAUCUUCCCAAGACAUGGAGGACAUUGGUGGCAAUUCAUCUCGAGAGCCUGGUGAACUUAAGGCUCUCUUUUCAUCCUCUGUGGACACAAGUGAGGAGAUUAAUGUAAGCCAGCAAUUUAAGAUGCCUGACUUUUGCUCUGAAAUCUCCAGUAGCUUCUCUCCCACCCUGGAGGAGAUUGAAGAGUUUUUGAAGGAAAAGAUGGAACUUGUCAAAGAGGGCCUUUCUGAUUCAAAUAAAUCUAUUAGCAUUGAAGUGAAUGGGCAUGCUACAAAGGUGGAAGGCUUGGUGACUAGUGAGGCACCUGUUUCUCCUACCUCAGCGGUUGCAUUAUCAACCAAGAGUGUGCCUAUUUUGUUACCUCUUCAUCCCUUGCUUUUGGGCACCACAGGGGCACAGCAAACAUUACAAGGAAACCUUCGUGUGGGACUGGGACACUUGAUAAUUGCCAUCCAAGGUGUCACCGGUAGUCAGAACCUUGUUGUGCUUCCUCACCAAGAUGUAGCAGCCUCUGCCACCCAGAGCACUGCCUCAACCAUCACCAGUGCUAUGGACCAAAAGUAUGUGAAGAUCGCACCUUUGCCCAUUGAAGUGAGAGGUGUGGGGUUUGGAGGCACACUUAAAGCCGUACCCCCUAGGUCUUCCAAGGUGUCAACUGACAUGAUGAGGGUGCACAAGUGCACCCACCCAGGCUGUGAAAAGAUGUACACUAAGAGCAGUCACCUCAAGGCUCACUUUCGAAGGCACACAGGGGAGAAGCCCUACACCUGCAGUUGGCCAGAUUGUGGCUGGAGGUUUUCUCGCUCUGAUGAACUAUCACGCCACAGACGCUCCCAUUCCGGAGUUAAGCCCUACCAGUGCGUCAUGUGUGACAAAAAAUUUGCCCGCAGCGAUCAUUUGUCAAAACACACCAAGGUGCACCGAGGUCAGAGGAUGAGUCGCAUCAUAAGAGCUACCAGCUAGCAACGCUGUCAGUCAGCUAUUUUUUUUCAUGCCCCAGCCCUGGGUGGUGAGAUAAAUGGACAAACCAUUCUGGUAGUUUUGAAAAACAGCCUCUUCUCAUUAGCACUUCUGUGUUAUUUUUAUUCUCGUUAUGGAAGAAACUUCUUUUUAGCCUUGUAUCUCUUUUGGGUUACAUGAUUUGUGUAUAUUGUAAUAAUCUAUAUUUAUAUUUGUUUAAUUGCAGAAUAAGUGUUUGGCACUCCCCAAAUUCAUAAUUUGCUGCUAUGUCUUACAUGCGUUAAAAUGGCAAUCUUGAGAGAAAAAGUGAAAGUCACCAUCUUGGCACUUAAUUAAAAACUACAAGUAGAAUUUUUAACACUAACAGACAAUAUGUACUUUUACCUUUUUGCAGUUUUUUCCCUAGUGAUUGGAAUAAUUGACUGAUUGAUUGAUUAAUUAAUUCUUCCAUUCAUUUAUGUUUGUAGUUUCUACUUAUUGAAGUACAGGAGCAGGGGAUGUGGAGAUUGUAUUUUAGGGAGGUAGAGACUAUCCCUGCAGCAUCCGGUCCAACCCAGGGCAGGAUUCCAGUCACACGCCCAACUGUGGGCUAUUUUUAUGUCACCAAACAGCCUAAUGUUGACAUUUUUUGAGUAGUUGGAGGAAAUCGUGUUUUAUAUUCAAGUCUUUGAGAUGAGGUGGAAAGUGGAGCACCAGGAGCAAUCCCGCAUUGUUAUGCGGUGGUGGUGCUAUAUUAUAUUCCACAAGGGUAGUGACUGGAGUUGCUGUUGAAAGCAUGUACUUUGAUCUAUGGCUGGGCAGUCCUUUUCCCAUUAUAGCCCCAGUAAUUAGUACCGGUAAUUAGAAUGUAGUAGUUCUUCAUUGUUUUCUCCACUUUGCUUUGCAUUUACCAGUUUAAAACAGUCUUAAAAAUGGCAUAGAAGGGCCAACAGCAUCCAUCCAUCGCAUCAUCCAACCCGCUAUAUCCUAACUACAGGGUCACGGGGGUCUGUUGGAGCCAAUCCCAGCCAAAACUCAGUGCAAGGUAGGAAACAAACCCCCGGCAGGGUGCCAGCCCACUGCAGCCACACACACCAAGGACAAUUUAGGAUUGCCAAUGCACUUAAACUGCAUGUCUUUGGACUGUGGGAGGAAACCCACGCAGACACGGGGACAACAUGCAAACUCCACGGAAGGAGGACCCGGGAAGCGAACCUGGGGCUCCUAACUGCGAGGCAGCAGUGCUACCACUGCGCCACCGUGCCGCCUGGCCAAUGUGUUAGGUUUUUAAACUAUUUGUUGUUUAUUUCCAUCUCAAUGGCAGAAGACUAAUGCGGCCAACCUCUAACUGAGGAAAAGCAAUUUAGUUCUUUACAUCUCAAUAGUAGAAAAUUAACAAUUAAAAUUUUGGAAGCAGCAUGGUUUAUGGUACAACAAUUAGGUAAUUAAGAUGUGUAAUACAAAUGUUUGGAGGCAGAGUGGUGGCUCUGUGGCUAAGGAUCUGCUUUGGUAUCUAGAAGGUUGCUGGUUCAAAUCCCAUUACUGCCAGAAGUGAUCCUAUUCCAUUGGGCCCUUCAGCAAGGCCUUAACCUGAAAAAUUACUCCAGGGUAUUGCACAAUGGCUCUGACCCCAAAAGGUCAUGCAAAAAGACUUUCCCCUUGGGAAUACGUAAAAAAGUAUAUGAAACCAAAGUCAAAUGAUUUGCUAUCAAUAUGUGUCACAUUUUCAAACACAACUUGUAACAGGUUGAAUAUACUGUACAGUAUAUAACUAAGUACUAUAUAUUAAGUAUAAAUAUGCGGUUAUAAUGGUCAAUCAGUAGCCCUGGAAAUUAUAUAUAUUUAAGUUUGUAUAUUUAUGUUUUUUGUGGUUUACAUGCAUCUCCCCAUGGCAAAAAAAUAGUUUUAUGAAUAUCAUCCUAAUGGAAAUGUAGGAUAUGCAGGCCCUCAGCGAGAGAGAUUUUUUUUUUUUUACAUGGACAGGCUGUUCCCUGUUUGUAGGGAAAUCCUAUAAGCUUCGCAAACGCCAGUGGGUUUUUUAGUACUUUCCUGCAGUGGUUAUUUUUGGGGUAUUCUUUGUAAUAUUAAGAGCGCUUAACUUUUCCCUUUCAUAUCCACGUUCUUCCUUCUCCCCAUAUUUAUUCAUGCUCACCUUUAAAUCUCUUUGAUGGACUACUGCCCUGCCCAGGCUUGUUUCACACCUUGUGCCUACCAUGAUCCUGAAUUGGUAUAAGCAACCGUGAUUCUGUAUGUAUAUAUGUGAAUUUCUAAAUUUGAGUGAUGCACAGAAGUUAUCAAUAGACAGAAGACACUGCUGUCAGGUUCUUCAGAUGCUAAUUAGUUUAACUGAAUAUUACAGAUAAUUGAAUGACCCAUGAAAGGUGAAUAAUUAUUAAACACAUAAUCUUAAUAGAGGUUGUGUCAAUCCCAAUGUACAAAAUGUAGCAAUGAACAAAAAAAAAAAAAUCUGAGUAUAUCCAUGAAAAUAUGCCAGUCCUUCAUUGGGCAUAUCUCUAAUAUCUCUCACUUGUCAAACACCCUAACCACACUUGUCCAUUGUGGGCACACUCACGCACAUACGGUCCAAUGUAGAAUCACCAAUGGACUUAACCUGCACAUAUCUGAGGCUGUGGUAGGUAAAAUAAAGCAUCAGGAGAAUGUGCAAACUUCCCCACAGAUAACGACCAGGCAAAAAAUUCAACCCUGGACCCUGGAUCUGUGAGGCAGAAGUGUUACUGACUGUGCUACUAAGCCACCCUAUGAAAGUUAAUACCUGUAGUUUGUGUAGAAGUGCUCAGUGCAGUAGCAUGAAUAGCUAGAAAAUGUAUGGAAGGAAUGUAUUGGCAAAAGUAUAAGUAAAGAUAAAUGCAGACAUGUAUGUGAAGAGGCCUUCUACAACUGACUCAAACAUGUAAGCACUCACUCAGUCCAAAUUUGUGUUUCUCAGUAAUGUGCAUUUCUGUUUGGUCUGAUCUCAUUGUUCCCUAAAUUACAUUUAUAGUGCAUUUAUCAAUAAUGAUGAAAAUGGUACACACGGAUGCUGUUGGGUUUCUUCACAGCUGGCCUUGUAUAUCCUUGAAAUUUUGGGUCCUGUGUGGAAAUACUUGAUGCUGUUAUCCUGAAAUGUUUCAAAUGGAAAGAUGAAGGUGCUUUUUUUUUAACUCUGACUUGCAGAAUUUAAAUGAACACUGCCAAGAUCUUUGUACUAUAACGUAUUAUUACAAGGUAACACAUCUUUCUCAAGAAUAUAAAAAGCGUAUUGUAAGUACUUUUUAAAACCUCAUGCAUUCACAAUCUAUAAAACUCCCACUAAUCAAGGCUGUUGCUUAUUAGAAUAAAUCAAAAAGACAGUACUUGCUCACCUAGAGUUCUAUUAUGUAACUAAACAGAUUUUUAAAAUGUUAAAUCUUAAAGCCAUGACAUUAUUUUCUGACUGGUUUCUUCAUAAAGAUAAAAAAAAUAUUUAAUCUGUUGCUUAGAAAUUUUAACUGAAACUACUAACACCCUUGCAGAAUUCUGUUUAAUGUUAAGAGAAAGAGGUUAUGUCAUGGUAUCAGUCUGUAAUAGGUCUCCUGCAGAACCUUAGGCAGGGAAUUAUGGAUAAUGUGUGAAACUGUUCCUCUGCACCAGUAACGUCCUAAGGAAAUGGGUUUUGGCAAGUGGAGCUUAAAUUCUCAUAUUAUCUUUCUGGCCACUGGUAAUGUUCUGCAGUGGCCAUGUACAAGAAGCAACACUGGUGAUACAGCAGUACAAAACUGAGCCUCAUUCAUGGAUAAACAUGUGACGUAUGACCUGGACAUUACCCUACAUUAUGAAUUCAAAUCACUUUAAUGGUUUUUAUGGUGGCUGAUAUGGCUAAGGUUUCAUGUGUUUGGUAAGGAUGAAUAUCUUUUUUUUCUUUCUGUACUUCCAGCUUUAUACAAACACCAGCUUGUUUGGAAGAGUAACUAUAAUUGUGCAACAUAAAAGGUUAUUAUCUCUGUCGAUAGCCUUCACCCCAUACCAUUGCACUCUGUAGUGCUGUAUUGUAGUUUACAAAAUUGAAUGUUACUGGAGGAGAUCAGAAUCUCACCUAUAUUAGGAUGCUAUAUGAAACUGUUACCUCUGAAGGAACUGUGAAUGGAAGCACAUGACCUUUUUUUAAAUAAACAAUAGGGCUAGUUUAAAAGAAAAAUCAGAAGGUCACUCGCAGGUGUUUUCAUUAAUAAAACUUAAAAAGAAUAAUUAUUUGAAAGUUCACUUAUUUUUACAAGUGUAUUUGAUAUUUAGCAUCUUUUAUUGCCUGUUACAGUUCCAUUUGCUGAAAUCAAAUGAAUGUUUUGUAUUUGUUAAUAUUUGUUUUAUCACUGAGGGGGGGGGGGGGGGGGGGGGGUGGUAAAAUGCUUUAUUUUCUUAAAUGUUUUUUGUUGUCCUUUCAAAAUAAAAAAUAAGCUGUGUGACAAAUUACUAU
Messenger RNA from Erpetoichthys calabaricus (reedfish), 5893 nucleotides. RefSeq names its product Krueppel-like factor 15. The coding region runs from base 313 to 1467 and encodes 384 amino acids. Gene Ontology annotation, biological process: regulation of transcription by RNA polymerase II. The record is from RefSeq and is a predicted model, not a curated record. Gene Ontology annotation, molecular function: RNA polymerase II cis-regulatory region sequence-specific DNA binding; DNA-binding transcription factor activity, RNA polymerase II-specific. The transcript is spliced from 3 exons. Lineage: Eukaryota; Metazoa; Chordata; Cladistia; Polypteriformes; Polypteridae.